Molecule: messenger RNA, 2748 nt
Organism: Penicillium canariense
Lineage: Eukaryota; Fungi; Ascomycota; Eurotiomycetes; Eurotiales; Aspergillaceae
Gene: pmt1
Product: protein mannosyltransferase 1
Exons: 6
Coding region: 1-2748 (915 amino acids)
Biological process (GO): protein O-linked glycosylation via mannose
Cellular component (GO): endoplasmic reticulum; membrane
Molecular function (GO): dolichyl-phosphate-mannose-protein mannosyltransferase activity
Source: RefSeq, a predicted model, not a curated record
AUGGGCCAGAAAUCGAAAGAUACCCUGGCUGUGCGACCUCAGAGUCGUGGUCGGCGCUCUCGCAGUCGGUCGCCGAACCCCAAGGGUGGUAAGCCUGCAAAGAUUGCAAGCUAUGCCUCGGAUGGUGUGCGAGACAAUGACAUUCUUAACCUCCCCGCUUCCGACUAUAAGCUUCUGGUGCUGGUGACGUUGAUUGCGGCCGCCGUCCGCCUAUUCCGCAUUUACCAGCCCAGCAGCGUUGUUUUCGAUGAAGUCCACUUCGGUGGCUUCGCAACCAAAUACAUCAAGGGAAGGUUCUUUAUGGAUGUUCACCCCCCGCUUGCCAAACUGUUGAUCACGCUGGCUGGCUGGCUGGCUGGCUUCGACGGAGAAUUUGAUUUCAAGGAUAUUGGCAAGGACUACAUUGAGCCUGGCGUGCCCUAUGUGGCGAUGCGCAUGCUCCCCGCCAUUCUCGGUGUUUUCACCGUCUCGUUGAUGUUUUUGACUCUCAAGGCAACUGGAUGCCGAACCUCGACUGCAGUCAUGGGUGCUGGCGUCGUUAUUUUCGAUAACGCGCUGACAACUCAAUCCCGCCUGAUUCUUCUGGACUCGCCCCUCGUCUUCUUCACUGCUCUGACUGCUCUGGCAUUCAACUGCUUCACAAACCAGCAGGAAUUGGGGCCCGCUUAUGCUUUCAAGGGCCCUUGGUGGUUCUGGUUGGCUGCAACGGGUGUCUCGCUCGGCGCUACUCUCAGUGUUAAGUGGGUUGGACUUUUCACCAUGGCCUGGGUUGGAUCCCUCACAGCUCUCCAGCUUUGGGUGGUGCUCGGUGACUCGAAGACUGUGACUCCGCGCUUGUGGUUCAAGCACUUCUUCUCUCGGGUCUUCUGCCUGAUUGUCAUCCCUCUCGCGUUCUAUAUGGCCAUGUUUGGCAUCCACUUCCUCUGCCUGGUUAACCCCGGAGAGGGUGAUGGUUUCAUGUCGUCGGAAUUCCAGGCCACCCUAAACUCGAAGUCCAUGCAGGACGUGCCGGCCGAUGUUUCUUUCGGCUCUCGUAUCAGCCUUCGUCAUCACAACACCCAGGGUGGUUACCUGCACUCGCACAACCACAUGUACCCCACUGGGAGCAAGCAGCAACAGAUCACUCUCUAUCCCCACAAGGAUGAGAACAAUGUUUUCAUCAUGGAGAACCAGACUCAGCCCCUUGGUCCCUAUGGUGAGAUCGAGGGCCCUUAUGCCUGGGACAACAACACCGCAAGCUUCAUCGAGGAUGGAGCCGUCAUCCGCCUUUACCAUGAGAUUACCCACCGACGUGUUCACUCCCACGAGGAGCGCCCGCCUGUGACUGAAGCGGACUGGCAGUUCGAGGUCUCUGCCUACGGAUACGAAGGCUUCCCUGGUGAUGCCAACGACCUGUUCAAGAUUGAGAUUGUGAAGUCCUUGUCUGAGGGUGCCGAAGCCAAGAAGCGCGUACGCACCAUUCAGACCAAGUUCAGGCUUGUGCACGUCAUGACUGGCUGUGUUCUGUUCUCCCACAAGGUCAAGCUUCCCGACUGGGGCUUUGAGCAGCAAGAAGUUACCUGCGCUCGUGGUGGUACACUGCCUAACAGCGUUUGGUACAUCGAAUCCAACACCCACCCCAUGAUUCCCGCGAAUGCUGAGAAGGUCAACUACCGCAACCCUGGCUUCUUGGGCAAGUUUUGGGAGCUGCAGAAAGUCAUGUGGACCACCAACGCGGGCCUGGUUGAGUCGCACGCUUGGGACUCCCGCCCUCCGUCGUGGCCUACCCUUCUCCGUGGUAUUAACUUCUGGGGCAAGGAUAACCGUCAGAUUUACCUCCUGGGCAACCCUCUCAUCUGGUGGUCUUCGACCGCGGCCAUUGGUAUCUACUUCCUUUUCAAGGCCAUCUCGGUCAUUCGCUGGCAGCGCAGCUGCAAUGACUACCGCCAUGUCUCGUUCAAGCGCUUUGACUACGAAGUCGGCACCAGCGUUCUCGGAUGGUUCUUCCACUACUUCCCAUUCUUCUUGAUGGCCCGCCAGCUCUUCCUGCACCACUAUCUUCCGGCUCUGUACUUCGCCAUCAUGGUGCUCUGCCAAGAGUUUGACUUUAUCACCAACCGCAUUAAGAGCUUUGGACUGGCGUCGCGGCCUGCUAUUGGAAAGACCCUGAUGGCCGGAUUCCUGAUUUCUAGCAUUGCGGUGUUCGCUCUUUACUCUCCCUUGAUCUACGGUAACCCCUGGACCCAGAGUGCCUGCCAGAAGGUGAAGCUUCUGGAUGGUUGGGAUUUCGACUGCAACACCUUUCACACCGACCUGAGCCAAUAUGUUACCGAUGUCGACAACUUCAUGCACGUCGUUCCGACCGAGCAAGCCCAGAUUCACAAGCCCGCGCCCCAGCAGGCCCAGGCGCCCCCCAAGCUCUCUGGCUCCAUGGCCCGCGUUGAGUACCGCGACCAGCAUGGCAACGUUCUCCCAGAUGAUCUGGUCGCUUCGCUCCGUGCGGAGGGCAAGGUCAAGUUCGAGACCCGCUACGAGUCCCGCUCCAAGCUCGAGAACGCGCAGGAUAUCCCAAUCGUGGAUGGCCAGCUUGCGCCUCCGCACCCGGAUGUCCAGGGCCAGAACCCCGAAACCGGUCUUGGAAAGCCCGAGGACUCGGUCCCGCCUGAGAGCCCUGCCUCGGUGGUUGAGGGAAAUGUGCGCUCGGUAGAAAGCUCUGGUUCCCCUGAGGCGAAGCCCGCAAGUGAGGGUAAUGAAGCUACUAAGCAUUGA